Molecule: messenger RNA, 1887 nt
Organism: Cercopithifilaria johnstoni
Lineage: Eukaryota; Metazoa; Nematoda; Chromadorea; Rhabditida; Onchocercidae
Source: the annotation of a GenBank genome assembly
AUGUUAAAAGUCGAUGGGUAUUCGUUGCAUGUACCGAGGCCAAAGGGUAUCACAAGUGGUACCAGAUUCAAUGCAUGGGUGGUUUGCCAGUUUGCUAAAGAUCAGUCUCUUGAACAUUUGUUAGCUAUCGGUGAUGAAAAUGGCUUUAUUCACUUCUUGGAUGCUCGAGAAGAUGCUAUAACAAAUUCAAUUUCUGCCGAUCGAAGUUGUGUAAUCGAUGUGUCAUUUGUUGCAAAUCGUCCGAACAAUUUACUUUCUAUAUCUGGCCAUGCAAAAGUAACAUCAUGGGAUAUUGAACGACAACUUGUGUUGCAGCAAUUUUUGGGUCAUGAAGGUUCGGUCCGCGCUCUUUCUAUAUCAGAUGAUAAUCCUGACCUUUUUGCAACGGGGGCUCGAGAUGGAACAAUUUGCAUUUGGGAUCGACGAGAACCACAAGCUACUGUUGUGCGUCCCUUCAAUCUUCUGGAAAAUACACAUCCUUUACUAGCUCCUGAACGCCAAAGUAUUGGGACGAAGCGAAGAUCGCGUAUGUCAGUUUCGAUGAGUUCAAAAGGAAUCACUUCUUUAGUACAUUAUGGUAGAAAUACCCUAAUAUCAGCAUCUUCGUCUUUCAAAACAGGUAUUCGCUUUUGGGAUCUCCGUUAUCGUGGCAAAAAUAGUCCAUUUCGUAUUCUUGAAGAUCCUAACGGUACUUCAAUUCGUGAUUUUGGUAUUGCCUCGAUAUGUCUUGAUCGCUUUAGCUCAUCACUUUUUGUUGCAUCAACAGACUCAAAAAUUUAUCAAUACAGCGUUCAGGGAUUAAAUAACUCACCAGUUGGUAUUUUACAAGGAGUCAAGCGAACGUCUUUCAACACAUAUGAUUUUAAAAUUGCUGCCUCACCAAAUUCUGAUCAUGUAAUGUUUGGCGGUGGUGAUUGCUUCGCUGUUAUUUGGGAUUUACAGGAAAAAUAUUCCAGUUCUAACACGAGUAAAUUGAAGUAUUUGCCUUAUCCGAAAUAUACAUUAGGUGGUCAUCGCUAUGAGGUCACUGUUGCGAGAUUCAGCAACUAUGGACGUUAUAUUGCUACAAUGGAUGAUUCGUAUCUGAAAAUUUGGAAAUGGAGUGCGAAAAAUUUUGAAAAUCAGGAAUCAUCCUCAAUCUCAGUACAUCAGGAUCGUGUUGAAUUAUAUGAAUUGCCUGAAACAGCUAGGGCUGAAAUGUCAAUGAAGCAGUUGAAUGUAUCAGUUUCAGUCCCAAAGAAAAACACGGAACGGAGUCCCUUUAAAAGUCCAUUUAAAAAUCCUCUAAAUCGAGUUGGUGUGGAAGCAAAAAGUGGAAGCCAGUCGCCAGUGAAAAAAAUGUUCAAGGUCACGGAAUCAAUGUCUCCACCACUGUGUGAUCUAACUAACAAGUCAAGCCAUGCUGCACGAAAACUUGAUUUUUCCGGAAUCGAGAUGAAGAAUCGAGUUCCAUGUGCCUUCUAUUUCAAGUAUCCAACGAUGAAUUUACCAGAUUUUGUCAAGGAAAGACUUGCUGUGUCGAACGUGAAUUCAGAGUCGGAAACGACUGUAUUAGACAAAGGAAGAAGUCCAGAACUGAACGAACAUUCGUCAAAUUCCGAUCGACCGUCCAACUGCUCAAAUAUGAUUUCGAUGGAGGAACGUGUCGAUCGCACAUCUCCUCGUAAAAUUCGCGUUAAACGAAGUUUACGGAAGUCACGUGAACAUACUCAUCGGCAAUCAACAAAAAUGCCAGCGAAAUCUCGCGCUGAUUCACAAAGUUCAAGACGUUUGCACUCUCAGAAUUCUCCAACUGAUAUACGCCAGUUGACACCAAAACCAAGGAAAAAGAAUGGGACACAACGAACACUUGAUCAGUAUUUCAGCAGAACACCACGAACUUAUUAG